Messenger RNA from Aureobasidium musti, 1362 nucleotides. The record is from the annotation of a GenBank genome assembly. Lineage: Eukaryota; Fungi; Ascomycota; Dothideomycetes; Dothideales; Saccotheciaceae.
GGUCUCCUGGUGUUGUUGACGUUUGUUUAUUGGGAUGGCAUCGAAUCCGCUUUCGGUCACCAGAGUCUUGUCGCAGAACGGGAAUUUGCCAGCUUUGGCAAUACAGUUUACAAAGCGUUAAAAGAAAACUCCCCUGGUGAUGUGGAUAUAAAGCGGACGGGCCAAGCAGCUGCUAUGGUCUUCUGGAAGACCAAUGCAGAGACAUCGAGACCGGAUCUUCUCAAUCUCACAUCGACUGAUGUCGCCACUAUGCGAUUCGCGCAUAAUGCGUACCUACAGUCUGCCCGACAAAUCAAGAUUCCUUUUGACAAAGGCACUUCUGGAAUCGUUUCUGCGGCUGCUGGAAAGUACUUACCCGUCUUCGUGAUAUCGUUGAGAAUGUUGCGAAGAACCGGUUCACAAUUGCCAGUCGAGCUCUUUGUGGACACGGAGGCAGAGUUGGCUUCGCACACAUGCCAGAUUCUUCUUCCGAGUAUGAAUGCACAUUGCUUGCGACUAGAAGACCGUCUUGGAAGAUGGGCAAGAUACCUUGCGAGUUUCCAAGUCAAGGUGUUUGCAAUCUUGGCUUCUUCCUUUGAGAACGUGCUGUUCUUGGAUGCUGACGCUUUUGUUGCCAAAGACCCUGCUCAUGUCUUUGCGCAAGAGCCAUUUUCUUCUACUGGUCUUGUCACUUGGCCCGACUUUUGGGCAUCGUCUGCUUCUACGCAUCUUUAUGAGAUCACCGGUCAGCCAGUACCAGCAAUGAAUGCCCUUGCCUCUACGGAAUCCGGUCAGCUCUUGGUCUCCAAAGCCAGUCACGCAAUGACUCUACUACUGGCAGCCUACUACAAUUACUACGGCCCUGAUAUAUACUACCCACUGAUGAGCCAAGGAGGACCCGGCGAAGGCGACAAAGACUCUUUCAUCCUCGCCGCUCGCGUGGCCCAAGCACCCUUCCACCAAGUCAAGAAAUGCGUGGACACAAUCGGCUACUACGAGCAUGGCGCUUACCACGGAGGAGCAAUGCUCCAAUACGACCCCACUCAAGACUCUACCUCAUCAGCUGCCAGCGUUGCCUCCAUGGACACCCCACCAGAUGCCUUUUCCGUGCACCACAAUAUCCCAAAGUAUGAUCCUGUACAACUGUUCGAUGCUGGUGUACUUGUAGAUGCAAAGACUGGUAUACCGCACAGAUUGAUUGGUACCAAGGAAGAGACCGAGAAGCGGUUUGGCAGAGAUAUUGAAAAGGAACUUUGGGAAGAGAUUGAGUAUGUGGCUUGUGAACUUGCAGAUCAAAUCGUAGGGUGGAAGACAAUACCCACGACGAAAAAUGAAAACGGCACUUGUGACAAGGUUCGUUGGUAUCGAAAGAAGGUGUUUGUA